AUGAAAGUGUUACCUCAUAUGAAUGAUGAUUUACUACAGCCCUAUACAGAUGAUGAAAUUAAGCGUGCAUUAUUUCAAAUGCAUCCUUCUAAAAGCCCGGGGCCUGAUGGUAUGUCUCCUUUCUUCUAUCAAAAAUAUUGGCAUAUUGUUGGUUUUGAUGUUUGUGUUGCAAUUCGAAAUUUUUUGGAAAAAGGAGAUAUUUGGGCAGCUUCCAACUUCACUCAUCUUUGCCUUAUUCCGAAAGUCAAGAAUCCCACUGUUGCCUCUCAUUUUAGACCUAUCGCACUCUGUAAUGUUCUGUACAGAAUAAGUUCCAAGGUCAUUGCCAACAGGUUAAAGAAGUGGUUACCUGAGAUUAUUUCUCCCCUACAAAGUGCGUAUGUCCCAGGAAGAUUGAUAUCAGACAACACUUUGGUUGCAACUGAGGCUGCACACUUUAUGUAUAAACUACGGAGUCAAAAUGAAGGCUUCUUCUCUCUCAAGUUAGACAUCUCAAAAGCAUAUGACCGGCUAGAGUGGACCUUCUUGCGAACUAUGUUAACCAAGUUGGGUUUUGAUGUGAGGUGGAUCAAUAUAAUUAUGCAAUGUGUGGAGUCUGUUACCUAUGCCAUCCUGGUUAAUGGUGAACAAACUGAGAUAAUUACUCCGACUCGGGGAAUAAGGCAGGGUGAUCCACUCUCUCCAUACCUAUUCAUCUUAUGUGCUGAAGGGCUUUCAGCUCUUCUUUCUCAAGCAGUUGAUGCAGGUGCUAUUCACGCUUCGGGACAGAAGAUUAAUUUUCAGAAAAGUAGUGUGGUUUUUAGCAGAAAUGUGCCUAUUGCUAUGCAAAUUAGCAUGGCAACUAUUCUUGCAGUACAGAGAGUAGAAGAGCAUGAUAGAUACCUGGGUUUACCGCUGCGUGUAGGCAAAUCCAAGACCGAAAAGUUUCAGUACAUCAAAGAGAAGUUGACGAAGAAGCUGGUUAAUUGGAAGUCAAAGAUCCUAAGCAGUGCAGAAUUAGGAGAUGCCCCUUCUUACUCUUGGAGGAGUAUUCUUGCAGGGAGACCAGUGCUCAAAGCAGGGGUUAAAUGGAGAGUGGGGGAUGGCAUGAGCAUAAAUGUGUGGCAUGAUGAUUGGAUCCCUAACUAUCCACAGUACCAAAUUCAAAGACCUACAAAUUGCCAGGUUGGAAAAGUUGCUGAUUUAAUUGACUCCAAUGAGCGUUCUUGGAUCAUUGCCUCGGUGGCCAGGGAGCAUGUACUAGGUGAUGUGCUGGCUACUACAUCAAAUGGGGAUUCGUUUAAUGAACUUUGGAGAAGACUUUGGAAAGCUAAGGUGCCUGGGAAAGUCCAAAUAUGUGUUUUGAGGGCAUGUAACAACUUGUUACCUACAAGAGACCGGCUUCUUACAAAGGGCUAUGAGGGAGACUCAAGAUGCUUGUUGUGUAGGCAUCCAUUAGAAGACACUGCGCAUCUCUUUUGUCAGUGUCUGGUUGCUGUUGAAUUCUUCUCUACUCCUCCUUUUCAUCUUCAGAAUUCCUUUCUACCUAAUGUAGUUUUUAAGGAAUGGAUGUUAGAAAGAGCUUUACACUUGCAAGCUGAGGUGUUUGAGAGGCUUCUGAUAGAUGAGUUUAAAAAAGCUCAAGCAUCUUCCAAGAUUAACCGGUCACAGGGGAUAGAACGAUGGCAACCUGCACAGGGUUCUUUAGUUAAAAUAAAUGUGGAUGGUGCUUUUCUGCCAUCACUUAAUCAAAGAGGCCUUGGGGGCAUAGUUCGGGACUCUAAUGGUCAGUUUAUGGCGGCUUUAGCUCACUCUGUGCCACAUAUUUCUUCAGCCAAGCAAGCAGAAUUGCUAGCUAUAAGAGUAGGCCUGGAUCUUCUUAAACAAUUGCAUCUGGAUAGGGCUAUAGUUGAGACGGAUUGUCUUGCUGCAGUCCAAGAUAUUGCAUACAAGGAUGCUGCACUCACCGAGUUUGGUAGCAUUAUAGAUGAUAUUCUAAUGCUAUUACAUAGCAUGCCGGAGGUGCAAAUCAAGUAUGCUCCUCGAAGUUGUAACAAAGUGGCUCAUCGUCUUGCUAGUAUUGGUUUUGAAUCACAUCAGAAUGAGACUUGGCUCACUCAUUCUCCUAGUUACAUUGCUGAUGUACUACUCUAUGCACUACUAGAAUUAUGCUCAUAG
Molecule: messenger RNA, 2157 nt
Organism: Rosa rugosa (rugosa rose)
Lineage: Eukaryota; Viridiplantae; Streptophyta; Magnoliopsida; Rosales; Rosaceae
Exons: 5
Coding region: 1-2157 (718 amino acids)
Molecular function (GO): nucleic acid binding; RNA-DNA hybrid ribonuclease activity
Source: RefSeq, a predicted model, not a curated record